This is a messenger RNA of Cannabis sativa, 747 nucleotides long. Its product is annotated as putative gamma-glutamylcyclotransferase At3g02910. Gene Ontology annotation, molecular function: gamma-glutamylaminecyclotransferase activity. The transcript has a single exon. Bases 1 to 549 code for a protein of 182 amino acids. NCBI's taxonomy places the organism in Eukaryota, Viridiplantae, Streptophyta, Magnoliopsida, Rosales, Cannabaceae. The record is from RefSeq and is a predicted model, not a curated record.
AUGGUGACAGAGAAGAAAAUGGUUUCAGAGAAAGAGAAAAUGGUGAAAUUGAUCUUCACCUACGGAACAUUGAAGCAAGGAUUCUCCAACCAUGUCCUCUUACAAGAUCUAAUCACAACAGGAGACGCUCUCUUCAUCGGAAACUACAAAACCCAUCUCAAUUACCCUCUUGUUUGCGGUCCAUACAGAGUUCCUUUUCUCAUCAACCUUCCCGGCUCCGGUCAAAAAGUCAUCGGAGAAUUGUACGCAGUUUCAUCCUCCGGCUUAUCUCGAUUAGAUGAACUCGAGGGCAUCACUCGUUCUCAUUACCAAAGACUCCCAAUUCAAUUAUCACCGUUGGAUCAUCAAGAUGAUGAUGGUGUUGUUCUCACCGCCGGUGAGGCUUAUUUCGCUCAUUCUAGCUACGCCGGUAAGCUUUGGAACAAGAAUGGACGACAAGGGUUGGUUGGGUAUACAGAGGAGGUGGCUCGUGGGUAUGUCAAACGGAAAGAUAGGCCUCAAGAUCGAACCUUUAUGGAUCAUAUUCGUUCUUUUUUAGAAUCUCAGUAAUGGUUUUUUUUUUUUAUUUUGUUUUUAGGGUUAGAACAGAAGAAGAAGAAGAAGAAGAAGAAUUGGGAUUUGAUUAGAUAAGAAUAAUAUGAUUAUGAAAAGAGUUGUACUGUCAUUUCUGAUUCUUAUGUUUAUGGUAUGAAAAUAAGAAAGAGAGGUUUAUUUAUGGUUUAUAUAUAUUAUCCACAUUCUUCUCAA